GUCGCACGGUCUCCAUUCAAUCUUCUCUUCUCUUCAUCUCGCCUUUUAAUUGUGCAACCACAAAGCAGCAGUAGCGAUAAGAGCUUUGAACGCAAAGACGAGCGUCAUGGAGAUCUCAGAGAAGAGGAUUGGUACCGAGAAGGUUGAAUCCAUCAACCAUGAUUCUGGGGGCGAGCUUGUCGAUGAGAAGACCGGAACUGCCGAGGAUCGCGCUGAUAUGGCCCGCAUGGGAAAGGUUCAGGAGCUUCGGCGGAACUUUCGAUUCGUCUCCAUCUGGGCCUUCUCCAUGAUUUUGGUCGCGUCUUGGGAAUGUUCUUUAGUACUUGCGAGCGUCAGUUUGUUCAAUGGCGGAACGGCGGGAUACAUAUGGAUAUUCUUCAUAUGCUGGAUGGGAUUUAUGCUCGUGAAUACCUCAAUGGCAGAGAUGGCAUCGAUGGCUCCAACAACCGGCGGUCAAUAUCACUGGAUAUCCGAGUUCUCGCCGAGAAAACACCAGAAAUUCCUGAGCUACAUCAUGGGCUGGCUUUGCGUCCUUGGCUGGCAAGGAGGUUGUGCCAGCUCGUCUUUCAUGGCAGGGACGAUGAUUCAAGGCCUAAUUGCGCUCAAUCAUCCGGAUACUUACGUUCCUGAAGGGUGGCACGGGACCUUGCUCACCAUAGCAGUUGCUGCCUUUGCGGUUUUCUUCAACACAUUUCUCGCAAGACAUCUUCCGACUAUCGAGUCUGGCUUAUUAGUGAUCCACUUCGGUGCGUUCAUUGGAAUCCUUGCCACUCUUUGGGCUUUGUCACCAGACAUUGCCGACGCGGAGAUUUUCACUCAGUUUUACGACGGCGGAGGUUGGAAUAGCUUCGGCAUUAGCACCCUUGCAGGGAUAACGUCAGGGAUUAUCCCCCUGCUGGGAGCCGACGCAGCAGCCCAUAUGUCUGAAGAACUCCAGUCAGCUAGCAGAACCAUCCCUCGGUCGAUGAUUUUGACUACAGCAGUUAAUGGGCUUCUUGCAUGGAUUAUGAUUAUUACAUUCACCUUCUGCGUAGGGUCCAAUGUCGACGAAAUUGUCGCAACAUCCACAGGUUACCCAUACAUGGCGCUAUUUUACAAAUCGACAGGAUCCACAGCCUCAGCAACAAUUAUGUCAGUGUUCAUCCUGUUGAUGCUGAUCAGCUCCAACCUGUCCAUCGUGGCUACAGCCUCCAGACAGCUCUUCGCGUUCGCCAGGGACGAGGGUCUACCCUUCUCCACCUGGUUCGCCAGGGUGUCGCGAAACGAGCUCCCAAUGAACGCUAUCAUUGUCACCUUUAUUACUUCAGCUCUGCUCUCACUGAUCAAUAUCGGUUCUGCCACGGCUCUCAACUCCAUCACGUCCCUGUCUACGAACGCGCUGUUGUCGAGCUACAUCUGCUCUAUCGGCUGCAUGAUCUGGCGUCGGUGGACAGGCGCCCCUCUGCUUCCAAGUCACUUUAGUUUGGGGCGCUGGGGGCUGAUACUGAAUAUCUCCUCUGUGGCAUUUCUGAUUUUCGCGUUCAUUUUCUCCUUCUUCCCUGUAUCUCCGCAUCCAGCGGGAAAUGUCAUGAAUUGGAACAUGCUCAUAUACGGUGUAGUGGUGGUCUUCUCCAUGGCGUAUUACUUUGUUCAAGGACGCAAAAUCUACGUGGGGCCGUGUGAAUAUGUUAGAAAGUUGGAUUGAGAUUGGCGUAGAACAAUUUUGAAAAGAGCGUUAUACAUAUUACGAUUGAGAUA
Diaporthe batatas is the source of this 1737-nucleotide messenger RNA. RefSeq lists its product as uncharacterized. The transcript is spliced from 5 exons. Gene Ontology annotation, biological process: transmembrane transport. Gene Ontology annotation, molecular function: transmembrane transporter activity. Bases 107 to 1684 code for a protein of 525 amino acids. The record is from RefSeq and is a predicted model, not a curated record. NCBI's taxonomy places the organism in Eukaryota, Fungi, Ascomycota, Sordariomycetes, Diaporthales, Diaporthaceae. Gene Ontology annotation, cellular component: membrane.